Messenger RNA from Triticum turgidum subsp. durum (durum wheat), 1221 nucleotides. The record is from the annotation of a GenBank genome assembly. NCBI's taxonomy places the organism in Eukaryota, Viridiplantae, Streptophyta, Magnoliopsida, Poales, Poaceae.
AUGGCCGCCGUCACGGCCGCGGCCGUCUCCCUCCGCGCCGCCACCGCCGCCACCUCCACGCCGUCCAGCGCGCCGCAGCACUCCCACUGCAGCUUCCCGUGCGCGGCAAGAACGACCGCCGUCUCCCGCCGUAGCCUGAGCGUCCGGGCGCAGGCCGUGUCCACCGAUGCGGCGGCGGCGCCGGUGAAGGAGAAGAAGGUGUCGAAGAAGCAGGAGGAGGGGGUGGUGACCAACAAGUUCCGGCCCAAGGAGCCGUACGUGGGCAAGUGCCUGCUCAACACCAAGAUCACCGCGGACGACGCGCCCGGGGAGACGUGGCACAUGGUCUUCUCCACCGAGGGCGAGGUGCCCUACAAGGAGGGCCAGUCCAUCGGUGUCGUCGCCGACGGCGAGGACAAGAACGGCAAGCCCCACAAGCUCCGCCUCUACUCCAUCGCCAGCAGCGCCCUCGGCGACUUCGGCGACGCCAAGACCGUCUCGCUGUGCGUCAAGCGGCUCGUCUACACCAACGACGCAGGGGAGGUGGUCAAGGGCGUCUGCUCCAAUUUCCUCUGCGACCUGAAGCCCGGCGCCGAUGUCAACAUAACAGGGCCAGUAGGCAAAGAGAUGCUCAUGCCUAAAGACCCAAAUGCUACUAUCAUCAUGCUCGCGACAGGGACCGGCAUCGCGCCGUUCCGGUCAUUCUUGUGGAAGAUGUUCUUCGAGAAGUACGAAGACUACAAGUUCAAUGGCCUGGCCUGGCUCUUCUUGGGAGUCCCCACCAGCAGCUCUCUCCUCUACCCGGAGGUCGGAACAUCGAUCGCCUCUCUCGUAGCCUCCAUGAGAUUUUUCUUCCAAGUGCUACUCCAGUGUGUUUCUUGUGACAGACACUUAACCGUCAUCUUGUUUGGUUGCACCGUGUUUGCGAACGGACAUCAGGAGUUUGGGAAGAUGAAGGCGAAGGCGCCGGACAACUUCCGGGUGGACUACGCGAUCAGCAGGGAGGAGACCAACGCGGCGGGGGAGAAGAUGUACAUCCAGACCAGGAUGGCAGAGUACAAGGAUGAGCUGUGGGAGCUGCUGAAGAAGGACAACACCUACGUGUACAUGUGUGGGCUGAAGGGCAUGGAGAAGGGUAUCGAUGAGAUCAUGUUGCCACUGGCUGCAAAAGAAGGGAUCGACUGGAUAGAGUACAGGAAGCAACUGAAGAAGUCGGAGCAAUGGAACGUCGAAGUCUACUGA